GUGCCGCCACGCCUUCAGGGCCCCCCCCUUCUCUGCUUGCCUUCCAGCCGGCCGCCGCGGCCAUGGGGCUGAAGAGCGCCCAGAAGGCCCUGUUCCCCCUGCGCUCCGUCUCUGAUGUGGUGCGCCUCUUCGAGCUGGAGCUGCGCCGGGAGCAGCCGGACCUGGUGCUCCUCUCCCUGGUGCUGGGCUUCGUGGAGCACUUCCUCGCCGUCAACCGGGUGCUCCCCACCAACGUGCCCGGCAUCAGCUUCGAGCCGGCCCAGGGCCCCGACAGCCUGACGUACUUCCCGGUGGCCGACCUGAGCAUCGUUGGCGCGCUGCACGCCCGCUUCACUGCCCAGAUCCGGGGGGCCGUGGACCUCUCGCUCUACCCCCGGCCCGACGGGUUCUCCUCCCGGGAGCUCGUCAAGAAGGUCUCGGACGUGAUCUGGAACAGCCUGAGCCGCUCCUACUUCAAGGACCGAGCCCACAUCCAGUCGCUGUUCAGCUUCAUCACAGGUACCAAAUUAGACAGCUCCGGGGUGGCCUUUGCGGUGGUCGGGGCGUGCCAGGCCCUGGGGCUUUUCGAUGUGCACCUCGCCCUCUCGGAAGAUCACGCAUGGGUCGUCUUCGGCAAGGACGGUGAGCAGACAGCGGAGGUCACGUGGCACGGGAAAGGCAACGAGGACCGGCGUGGGCAGACGGUCAACUCGGGCGUGGCUGAACGGAGCUGGCUGUACCUGAAGGGCUCCUACCUGCGUUCUACUCGGCAAAUGGAGGUGGCGUUCAUGGUCUGUGCCAUCAAUCCCUCCAUCGACCUGCACUCGGACAGCCUGGAACUGUUGCAGCUCCAGCAGAAGCUAUUAUGGGUCCUCUACGACAUGCACCAUUUGGAGAGGUAUCCCAUGGCUUUAGGGAACCUGGCGGAUCUGGAGGAACUGGAACCCACUCCGGGCCGUCCUGACCCCCUUUACAUUUACCACCAGGGGAUCAGCUCAGCCAAGCAGUAUUACCAUAACGAGCACAUUUAUCCGUACAUCUACUUGGCCAGCUACCACUGCCGUAACAAAAACGUCAAGGAAGCGCUGGAGGCUUGGGCUGACUCGGCUACGGUUAUCCAAGAUUAUAACUACUGCCGAGAAGAUGAAGAGAUUUACAAGGAAUUCUUCGAUGUGGCCAAUGAUGUCAUUCCCAACUUGCUAAAAGAGGUGGCCAGCCUUGCGGACUCCAUUGAGGAGAAGGGAGCUGGGGAGAGAGGGGAGGCCUCACCAUCUCAAGCAGGUGGCUCGGCGUUGCAGGAUCCUGAGUGCUUUGCCCAUCUCCUGCGCUUCUAUGAUGGCAUCUGCAAGUGGGAAGAGGGCAGCCCCACGCCUGUUCUUCAUGUGGGCUGGGCCACCUUCCUCGUCCAAUCCCUGAGCCGUUUCGAUGGGAUGGUGCGGCAAAAGGUGACCCUCGUGAGCCGGGACAUGGAUGCGAACGAUGACGAUGACCAAGGCAGUGAGGACCCCCGGGAGGGUCGGCGUCGGGGCCCCCGACGAGAGUCCAAACCAGAAGAGCCACCUCUGGCCAAGAAGGCAACGGAGCGCCGGCGUCCCAGUUCCAGCCAGCGACCGGACAGGCCCCUUCUGGAGAAGGAGGAGGGCCUCAGCAGUGGGUCCAGCCCCCCUCCCGAAGGGCCAGUCCUCACCUUCCAGAGCGAGAAGAUGAAGGGCAUGAAGGAGCUCCUGGUGGCUGCCAAGAUCAACUCGAGCGCCAUCAAACUGCAGCUCACGGCCCAGUCUCAGGUGCAGCUGAAGAAGCAGAAGGUCUCGGCCCCCCGGACAUAUGCCCUCUCCUUCCUCAAACGGCCACGGAAGUCCCUCUGAACGCUGGUCCCCAGAGGGGAGAGCCACAUGCAGGAGGAAGGCAGGACAAGAAACAUUCCGAUUUGUUGGCAAAGAUUUGCUUGGCCCCCUCCGCCGCCGCCUCCUAUUAUCCCCUGGCCAAAAUUGGAGAGGACUUGAUCGUCCUCUCCACACCUCGUUGGCGUCUUUGCCGGUUGGUCCUCAACCCUCAGCUUUCGAAGCUGAAUUUGGGUCCUGCCACCUCGCCAAGCCCAGGAGGAGCAUCAUUUCAAGGGAUCCAGGAGAUAAAGCACAAGGCCCCGGGGAUGUGAAGAAGGGAUGGGGAGUGGAGAUUUGGAAUGACAUCCCACUGUCCAAAGAAACUCGGUGGGCGUUUUUUACACCCCUCUCUCUCUUACUCUCCGAUUUGCAAAUGGGACAUGGGAUACGAGUGUUCGUUGUGACCAGCAGAUGUGAAUCUUGAACAAUUGAAUAUCAGAACAUAACUUGAUUUGAAUGUCAAAACAUAGUGGGUUGUUUUUUUGUUUUUUGUUUUUUAAAAGAUCUGUAGCGUUAAUGUCAUAAGAAACCAGGGGACAAGUAUGAGAUCACCUGAAGAAAAUGGAUAAGAAAAAGAUGGAAGGAGCGGUGUGCACACAACGGCAAACAAAUUCUCCAAGCGACAGCUACUGAUAAAAAAAAUAAUCAGGUGUUAUCCCAAGAACAUUAUCUUUUAUAGGUGAUCAAGAUCAUUUCUGAAGGAUCUGAGUGGAGGCUUUGGUUCUGCAAUAGUAUAGAUCGGUGUUUCUCAACUUUUGCAACUUUAAGAUGGGUGGACUUCAACUCCCAGAAUUCCCCAGCCAGCAUGCUUUAAGAGAUGUGGAUUUCAACUCCUAGAAUUGAAUUGAGGAUGCUGGCUGUGGAAUUCUAGAAGAUGAAGUUCGCCCAUCUUAAAGUUGCAAAGGUUGAGAAACACUGGUAUAGGUGAUAGGAAUUUUUCGUAGAGCUUUGCAGAGACUGAAUUAAUACAUUUUAAGACUCUUUUUGUAUAUAAA
Messenger RNA from Candoia aspera, 2857 nucleotides. RefSeq names its product menin 1 (gene MEN1). The transcript has 9 exons. The record is from RefSeq and is a predicted model, not a curated record. Gene Ontology annotation, cellular component: chromatin; histone methyltransferase complex; nucleus. Gene Ontology annotation, molecular function: chromatin binding; Y-form DNA binding; transcription cis-regulatory region binding. NCBI's taxonomy places the organism in Eukaryota, Metazoa, Chordata, Lepidosauria, Squamata, Candoiidae. Gene Ontology annotation, biological process: negative regulation of cell cycle; negative regulation of cell population proliferation; regulation of transcription by RNA polymerase II. Bases 63 to 1844 code for a protein of 593 amino acids.